CGUCUUGCAACAUGUAAUACUAUGAAGAAUAGAAGGGGACUGCACUCGGUGCCUAAUAAGAAGAUGCCCACAAUCUUUUCCGUUCUCCCAAUCUUUCUCUUCCAAGCUUUCACCACAUCCGCCGCACCAGACGAUUCCAUCGCCAUCGCCGUCACCACAAACCCCCAAACCCCAACCUCCCUCCCAUCCUACUGCACAACCGCGCCAUCCAGCGUCUACAUACCCACCUACACCCUCUCCGGCGACGACGACACAUCCACACCCCCUCUUCCAUGCAACAAAGCCACAUACGCAACCCAAGAAGGCUACUGCUGCAGCAACGGCAUCGCGUGCGCCAACGGUGAAUGCACCUGUCCCAACGGCACCCUGAUCUACUCCCUCCCGCUCGAGCCAUGCGUGACACUGAACCCGUACUACUCGGGCUGUCCGGGGAAUAUAUUGCGCGAUCUGUGUUGUUCUGGGCCGGGGGUGUUUGCGUAUGCGGAGGAGUAUGGUGGGAGCAUGACGACGCCGCAGUGCUGGCACGGUGCGACGCAGGUAUGGACGCGGACUACGAUGCCGGGUGGUGAGGUGGUGACGAGCACUUUGCCGCCCGGGAUAAGCUAUACGGAGACUCGGUGCUUCACUUGUCCGUUGUAUACUAGGAGCUCGACAGGAGCUGCGGCUAUGCCUACUGGUCGUGUGAAGGGAGAUGAUUUUGUAGUUAAGAUCAUGGCCGUUAUAAUACUUAUUACGUUAUAAUUAAACGUCUUACAGCUUGACAGGGAGAACUCAAACUCG
This is a messenger RNA of Pseudovirgaria hyperparasitica, 780 nucleotides long. RefSeq lists its product as uncharacterized. The transcript has a single exon. The record is from RefSeq and is a predicted model, not a curated record. Lineage: Eukaryota; Fungi; Ascomycota; Dothideomycetes; Acrospermales; Acrospermaceae. Bases 64 to 741 code for a protein of 225 amino acids.